CUCCUCCCACCACCACCCUUCUCUCCGUCCCGUCCUCCGCAUCUCCCUUUUAGCAUUCUCUCCCCUCUCCACCCAUCUCCUCGCCGCCGCUGACGACCGCCGCCGCCGCCGCCGCCGCCGCCGCGAACCCUCGCGAAUCUUCGUCAUCCGGGUUGUGGGGGCACACAUGGCGCUCCGGAGGCUGCUGCAUGGGAGCGUCCUGCCGCGGGUGACCGGCCGGGCCUUUGCUCCGGCCGUGGCGCCGUUCUCCACGGAGUCUGGGGAGACCCUCCGCGCCACGCUCUUCCCGGGUGACGGCAUCGGGCCUGAGAUCGCCGAGUCCGUCAAGCAGGUCUUCAAUGUUGCAGGUGUACCAAUAGAAUGGGAAGAACAUUAUGUUGGCACAGAAGUUGAUCCCAGAACAGAGAGUUUCUUGACAUGGGAAAGCCUGGAGUCUGUGCGUAGAAACAAAGUUGGCUUGAAAGGACCUAUGGCUACACCUAUUGGAAAGGGCCAUCGAUCUUUGAAUCUUACAUUAAGGAAAGAGCUUGGGCUUUACGCCAAUGUCAGACCUUGCAACAGCCUCCCAGGCUACAAGACCAGAUAUGAUGACGUUAACCUUGUGACAAUUCGUGAAAAUACUGAAGGAGAAUAUAGUGGUCUUGAGCAUCAGGUUGUGAGAGGUGUUGUUGAAAGUUUGAAAAUCAUCACCCGCCAAGCAAGUUUGAGAGUGGCAGAAUAUGCUUUCCAUUAUGCCAAGGCCAAUGGCCGCGAAAGAGUGUCUGCGAUCCACAAGGCUAAUAUUAUGAGGAAGACAGAUGGUCUUUUCCUCAAGUGUUGCCGUGAAGUGGCUGAGAAGUACCCUGAAAUUCAAUACGAGGAGGUCAUCAUCGACAAUUGCUGUAUGACUCUUGUGAAGAAUCCUGGUCUUUUCGAUGUAUUAGUGAUGCCAAAUCUUUAUGGUGACAUUAUCAGCGAUCUAUGUGCUGGUUUGAUUGGGGGUUUGGGCCUAACACCAAGUUGCAAUAUUGGCGAAGGUGGCAUUUGUCUGGCAGAAGCUGUUCAUGGUUCUGCUCCUGAUAUUGCUGGCAAGAACCUCGCAAACCCGACUGCUCUUAUGCUGAGUGCUGUCAUGAUGUUGCGCCACUUGCAAUUCAAUGAAAAAGCAGACAGGAUCCACAACGCCAUCCUCCAGACCAUUGCAGAGGGGAAGUACAGGACUGCUGAUCUUGGCGGAAAGGCAUCAACUUCAGAAUUCACAAAGGCGGUCUGCGAUCACAUCUGAGAAUCAGAUGUAGUUCUUUCGUUCUGAUUGUUUUCGUCUGCCUAAUUUUUUUGUUGCAUAUUGAGAGGAGCUUUAGCUUUAAGAGGUUAACUGGGAGCACCUCGAACCAAGUGGUCGCUUAACACGGUUUCAGACCGUCAAAUAAUUUUUGUCACUUUUCUUGCUGUUCAGAAAUUCUUUCAACUAUGCAAUCGAGCCAAAGAAUUGCAUGUAAUAAUUCCGUCAGCAUUAUAGCAGAUAGUAUUUAUUCCA
Panicum hallii is the source of this 1516-nucleotide messenger RNA. Its product is annotated as isocitrate dehydrogenase [NAD] catalytic subunit 5, mitochondrial-like. Gene Ontology annotation, molecular function: magnesium ion binding; NAD binding; isocitrate dehydrogenase (NAD+) activity. Gene Ontology annotation, biological process: isocitrate metabolic process; tricarboxylic acid cycle. Lineage: Eukaryota; Viridiplantae; Streptophyta; Magnoliopsida; Poales; Poaceae. The record is from RefSeq and is a predicted model, not a curated record. The coding region runs from base 167 to 1264 and encodes 365 amino acids. The transcript has 8 exons. Gene Ontology annotation, cellular component: mitochondrion.